AUGCCCACCCGCCAGCAAGACUCCUCCGAGGAGGAGUCGCAUUCGCGAUCGCCAACGCCUUCAUCACGAGCUACACCAGCACAUCGAAGUAUGGCGAUGCGAGAGCGAGAGCGAGAGAACAUGCGCAAUGCAUCUGCCUCUAAGAGAAAGCGCGCCGACACGAGAACUGCCGAAUCCUCCAACUUCCGAAGGAGAACGGUAGAGCCAUCGGCAGAUAGCGACGAUGACGGAGACGACGUGUACGAUCCUGACCAACCAUUGGAAGAGCGUCGAAAGGUCCAGCAGGGCUUCAGAGACUUGCUUCGUGAGGUGACGGAGAAUACCGAGGAAUAUCUGCAAUCCGAUUCGCGAGGACUACACGAUGCCAUUCUCCGAGCGGAUGAGCUGUCCAAGAAAGUACGACAAACCACCGAGGCAACGAUCGAUUCACGGCUACUCGUCAGCACUACCGACUUAUCAUAUCGAAAAACCCUACGGCUGACCCAGGGCAGCCUCUCCCAAGGCCUUGACGUGGACGAGUUUGUGUCAAAGUGCAUCACCUACAUGAGACAAGGCCGUGGCAUCACCGAUGACAAUGCGCCAGAAUUGUCAAGUACUCAGCGGCAACGAAGAAGACCUACCAGAGGAGACGAAGAUGGCGACGACGAUGUUGGCGACGAUGGCGAUAUGAUGAACUGGCCUCAUCUUGGCCGUUUCGCUUCAUUGCCCUACAUCCGCCGGCCAGCUCUCCCUGGGUUCCUCCUUGGUCCACUCUCAGUUGAGAAGAAGGCACGCAAGAUUACGAAACGAAGCGCGCCUUUCCGACCCAACAACUUGACAGAAACUCGCCCAGAGGUGCUGAACGUUGAGGAUUUGGCCAAGAGAGAAAAUGAUCUCACCGCAAUCUGCGGCAAGAUCCUCCAUCAACUACAGAACAUCCAAGCCGAUAUCCAACAGACUGUGAUGGACCUCAUCGAUGAUGACAUGGAUGAGGACGAGAAGACCAGGAUCAUGCACAAUCAUGGCCUUCGAAGCACUGGCGGUAUCGAUCUGAUGCGGUUCGUUGUGAAUCCCAAGUCGUUUGGACAGACAAUAGAGAAUAUGUUCUAUGUCAGCUUCCUCAUUCGAGAUGGGAGGGUCGAGAUCGAUUUUGAUGAAUUCGGCCUCCCAGCCCUAGCGCCGGUGGAUAGAGAAGCUGAAGAAGAAGAGCCGACACGUCACGGUACGGCGAAGCACCAGGCGAUUCUUUCAAUGGACAUGGAGACUUGGCGUGAUAUCAUUGACACGUUCGGUCUACAAGAACCAAUGAUUGCGCAUAGGAAAGAAGCGACGAAUGCAGGCCCCGGAGCACGGGGUUGGUACAGCUGA
This is a messenger RNA of Fusarium keratoplasticum, 1347 nucleotides long. RefSeq names its product Non-structural maintenance of chromosomes element 4. The transcript has 2 exons. Lineage: Eukaryota; Fungi; Ascomycota; Sordariomycetes; Hypocreales; Nectriaceae. The record is from RefSeq and is a predicted model, not a curated record. Bases 1 to 1347 code for a protein of 448 amino acids. Gene Ontology annotation, biological process: DNA repair. Gene Ontology annotation, cellular component: nucleus; Smc5-Smc6 complex.